This is a messenger RNA of Cuscuta epithymum, 2597 nucleotides long. NCBI's taxonomy places the organism in Eukaryota, Viridiplantae, Streptophyta, Magnoliopsida, Solanales, Convolvulaceae. The record is from the annotation of a GenBank genome assembly.
GCCAAAAGUUGGCAUUUCCUCUCACCCCCACCCUCAUUUUCGGCCAAGGCUCAUCAAGAGGAGAGGGAACCCCCUGCAAAAUACAUCCUCCAUAUCCAAGAACAAAGCCCAAGCAAUAGGAGUCCAAGGGGGAAGACUAUAGAAGGAAAAAGCUAGGAAAAGGUGUGAAAACUAAGGAACUUGUGAAAGGUAUUUCAAGUGAUUUCACAAGGUUGGAAAAGUCGCCGGAGUUGUCGCCGGAGUUGACCGAAAGUCGCCGGAGUUUCACCGGAGUUCAACCAAGAGGGGUAGAACUUCAUAACGCUAGUUCAAGGUUGAAGCUAGGGCUUGCUACCUGCACCUUUCUACGGGUGACAUCAAUCAAGGAAGACGUGAAAUGGAGGGCAGGCGAAUGCGGACCAGGAACAAUCCGAGGGGGCAGACGCCGGUAACAUCCCAAAGGGGAAGCCGGGCUGCAUCUCGGGGUUCAAGAGGAGGCCGUGGAGGCCGUGGAAGCCGUGGAGGUCAUCAAGCUCAAACUGUGAGUGAUGGCCAUGUAAGCUCGGUGUAUGAAACCAACACCGAGGACUAUGACUCUACGUAUGUUCCUGAGACAGAGCAUGAGGAGACCCCAUAUGAUGGGGGUGACACAUACACCGAUGAGGACAAUGAUGAAAGUGAUGCCCGCUUCGCCCAAAUGGGUGAAUUACUUGAGUGGUAUCAAAAGGAGAAACAGAGGAGAGACCUUAGGCGCCAAGCGAGGCGUGGCUCUCGUGGUGGUUCGGGUCAAGGGAGCCGGGGAACUUCCGUGGCCACCCCAGCGGCGUCACAAGGUGGGCGUGAAGGGGGUUUUGUUGUGAGGAUCUCCAAGUACCUCAAGGAGGCUAGGGCCUUGGGGUGUAGGUCCUUUGACGGCACCGGUGACAUUACCGUUGCCGCCGAUUGGAUUAAGAAGGUGAAGGAUGCAUCAAGAGACAUGCAAAUCACACCGGACGUGAAGUUGACUGUCGCUUCACGGCUACUUGAAGGGAUAGCCUCUACGUGGUGGGAGAGCGUGGAAGGGAAGUACCAUGGGGAAAUAACAUGGGCGGACUUUGAGCUAGAGUUCUAUGCUCAAUACUACUCCGAGUACGAGGUGAAUGUGAAACGGAGAGAGUACACUAACCUCAAACAGAAAGAUGGCGGCACGGUUAAGCAGCUGGAACAAGAGUUUAGAACCUUGGCGAGGUUCUUGCCAGAGUACGCGGUUGAUGAGAACCGCAUGACGGAGCACUUCUGGGAUGCAUUACUCUUGGACAUCCGCGACCGAGCUACGUACUCUCGCCACAUGUCAUUUAGCGAGGUGGUGGAACAGGGUCUUCUUGGAGAGGCCCAGUGGAAUGAGAGGAAAGCAAGGGACGCCGAAGAGGCGAAGAAGAGGAAGUGGAAUAAUUCGGGGCCACCCGAUCAUUCUCGAAGGAACAACCACGGGGGUGGUGGUGGUGGCGGUGGUUCAUUCAAGGCGCCGGCCCCACCGGCAAAGAAGAACAGGGAUGCGAGGUGGCACGGACCUAGGCCACAGAACUCGGGGCCACCUAGAUGUCCCAAUUGCUCAAAACAACACUUUGGGAAGUGCAAUGAACCACCGAGGUGUUUUAAGUGCGGGAAUGCGGGCCAUAUGAAGGCCAAUUGCCCUCAAUUGAUGCAAGAGAGUGCCUCGGGAGCCGGGGGAGGGACCAUGACGGGAAGGAACCGUGCGGGACCGUCAAACGGCGGCACGGGAAGAGGCGGCGCAUCCACAAGUCAUGCCGCAUCCGUCAACCAAGGUGGGACCCAAGCCCGAGUGUACGCGAUGACCGAGGCGGAUGCGAGAGCAAACCCGGACUCCGUUGCAGGAACUUGUGAAAGGUAUUUCAAGUGAUUUCACAAGGUUGGAAAAGUCGCCGGAGUUGUCGCCGGAGUUGACCGAAAGUCGCCGGAGUUUCACCGGAGUUCAACCAAGAGGGGUAGAACUUCAUAACGCUAGUUCAAGGUUGAAGCUAGGGCUUGCUACCUGCACCUUUCUACGGGUGACAUCAAUCAAGGAAGACGUGGUUCGUGCUUCCUCAUUUUAUUUCAAAUUACCAAACAUUGCUCAUGGAUAUUUUUAUUUGUCAUAAACUAAUCUUUUGGGGCUUGCAUGCCCAUGUUAUUGGCCGGUUGUGGCUUAUGACUUACCGUUGAAUAUUUCCGCUAUUCAUUGGUUUAAAUGUGAUGUUGUUAUGUAUGUUUACUACUGAGUAUGGAUGGAUUAUUUUCUCGAACGCCUUGUGUAAUCAAGUGAGGUUGACUCGCGGGUGACGUCACUUGAUUAUGCGGCGGUUGUACACGCGCUUGGAUUGCGGUCUGGGGCGUGACAGCUAGCGGUGAUUGAGGCGACGCAGGAUCGGGGAUCAUCGAGAUGUUGAUUGACGAUUGCUGCGGGCGACUAGUAUUGCUGGUGGAGCCGGAGUCCAUGUGAGCAGUGGCGAUUGUAGUCAUGGAUCAAGCGGCGGCGGCGGCACCUGUGUGGUCGUGGAGGGAGCUAUGGCCGCAAAAGGGUUCGGCGUCGAAGUGUGAUCAGAGCGGACGUUGUUUGUUCAGGGGUGUUCGCGCGAACA